This is a messenger RNA of Symphalangus syndactylus (siamang), 6289 nucleotides long. RefSeq names its product zinc finger protein 34 (gene ZNF34). Gene Ontology annotation, molecular function: DNA-binding transcription factor activity, RNA polymerase II-specific; RNA polymerase II cis-regulatory region sequence-specific DNA binding. NCBI's taxonomy places the organism in Eukaryota, Metazoa, Chordata, Mammalia, Primates, Hylobatidae. The record is from RefSeq and is a predicted model, not a curated record. Gene Ontology annotation, biological process: regulation of transcription by RNA polymerase II.
GUUCAUUACAUACGUAUCUUUUUUUGUUUUGUUUUGUUUUUUUGUUUGUUUGUUUUUGAGACGGAGUCUUGCUCUGUCGCCCAGGCUGGAGUGCAGUGGCAUGAUCUUGGCUCACUGCAAGCUCCGCCUCCCGGGUUCACGCCAUUCUCCUGCCUCAGCCUCCUGAGUAGCUGGGACUACAGGCGCCCACCACCACACCCGGCUAUUUUUUUUGUAUUUUUAGUAGAGACAGAGUUUCACUGUGUUAGCCAGGAUGGUCUCGAUCUCCUGACCUUGUGAUCCACCAGCCUUGGCCUCCCAAAGUGCUGGGAUUACAGGCAUGAGCCACCGGGCUCGGCCUACAUAUCUUUUUUUAAGACUUAAUGUACUGUAUAGUUUUUGUAGCUAUUGUGAAUGGUCAGUUUUCGGUUGCUGAUUGCUAACACAUAGGAGUGGUAUUAAUUAUUCUGUAAUGACCUUGUAUAUGGCAAUGCUGUUGAACUCCUGUCAUUCCAACAGUGGAUUGAUAACUCUUGGAUUUUCUAUGUAGAUUAUUUUUAUCAUUCUGAAAGAAUGAUGAUUUUUGUCUUUUUUCUUUUGAUCUUUGUAGCUUAUAUUUCUUUUUUCUGUGACUUAUUGCAUUGGCUAGGAUGUUGAAUAGCAGCAGGGAGAGGGAACAUCCCUCUCUUGUCACUGAAUCUACUACAAGUUCUUCUAAUGUGUUCUCUUAGUGUUGUGAACACAAACUUGAAUGCAUGGAACCCCAGGGUCCCUGAGCCACACUCUGAUAACUAUUGCUAUGCCUCCCGGGGUCAAGUGAUCCUCCCACCUCAGCCUCCCAAGUAGCUGGGACUACAGGCAUGUGCCACCAAGCCCUGCUAAUUUUUUUUAUUUUUUGUAGAGACAGGGUCUCACUAUAUUGCCCAGGCUGAGCUGGAACUCCUGGGCUCUCGAUCUUCCCGCCUUGGCCUCCCAAAGUAUGGGGAUUACAGGCGUGAGCCAACCACACCUGGCCUUUUGCUAUUUUUUUUUUUAAAUCUAUUUAAAAUGGUUUGUUUUUUUUUUAUAACCUGGGAGCAUAGAUUCAAAUUGCCCUAAAUAUACACUCCUUCCUUUUGGUUCUUGAUAGCAUUUCCUUUUCUACUUUUCCAUCUAUUUUCUUUUUUUUGAGAUAGGCUCUGGCUCUGUCUCUGUCACCCCAGCUGGAGUGCAGUGGCAUGAUCUUGACUCACUGCAGCUUCUGCCUCCUGGGCUCAAGCGAUCCUCCCACCUCAGCCUCCCAAGUAGCUGGGAUUACAAGCACAUGCCACCAUGCCUGGCUAAUUUUUGUAUUUUUUGUAGAGAGGGGUUUUGCCAUGUUGCACAGGCUGGUCUUGAACUCCUGGGCUCAAGAGAUCCACCUGCCCUGGACUUCCAAAGUGCUGGGAUUACAGGCAUGAGCCACCGUGCACAGCCCCUUUUCCAUCUUUUUUCCUUCCCUUUUUUGGAUUUGCCAGGUGUUUGUGUACUUUAUUAGCAUUUUCAAAGAAUGACCAUGGAGAUUGUUGUCUGUUUCUUUAAAUUGUGUUUUAUUUUCUUUCAUAUUCUUUCCUUGAAUUCCUUCCUUCCUUCAUUCCUGAGUCUUGCACUGUCGCCAGGGCUGGAGUUCAAUGGCUCGAUCUCCGCUCACUGCUACCUCCGCCUCCCGGGUUCACGCAAUUCUCCUGCCUCAGCUUCCCGAGUAGCUGGGAUGACAGGCGCCCAGCUAAUUUUUUGUAUUUUUAGUAGACAUGGGGUUUCACUGUGUUGGUCAGCCUGGUCUCGAACUCCUGACCUCAUGAUCUGCCCGCCUCAGCCUCCCAAAGUGCUGGGAUUACAGGCGUGAGUCACCGUGCCCAGCCCUCCUUGAGUUACUUUCUUAUUCUGCAUCUGAUUUCUUUUGUUUUUUGUUUUUGAACAGAGUCUCACUGUGUCACCCAGACUGGAAUGUGCAGUGAUGUAAUCUCAACUCACUGCAACCUCCACCUCCCGAAUUCAAGUGAUGCUCCCGCUCCAGCCUCCCAAGUUACUGGGAUUACAGGUUCAUGCCACCAUGCCCGGCUAAGUUUUGUUUUUUUGUUUUUGAGUCGGAGUCUCACUCUGGCCAGGCUGGAGUGCAGUGGCGUGAUCUCGGCUCACUGCAAACUCUGCCUCCUGGUUUCCAGUGAUUCUCCUGCCUCAGCCUCCUGAGUAGCUGAGAUUACAGGUGCCUGCCACCACGCCCAGCUAAUUUUUGUAUUUUUAGUAGAGACAGGGUUUCACCAAGUUGGCCAGGAUGGUCUCGAUCUCUUGACCUCGUGAUCCACCUGCCUCAGCCUCCCAAAGUGCUGGGAUUACAGGCGUGAGCCACUGUGCCCAGCCCCAAGUUGUGUAUUUUUUAGUAGAGAUGGGAUUUCACCAUGUUGGCCAGGCUGGUCUCGAACUCCUGACCUCAAGUGAUCCACCCGCCUCGGCCUCCCAAAGUGCUGGGAUUAUAGGCAUGAGCCACUGCCUGCAUUUGAUUUAUUGCUGAAUACUUAGAUUAUUUAUUCCAGUCUUUCCUGUUAAAAUGAGUCUAUUAAGGAUGCACAAUUUUCUUUAGGUAGGCUUGGUUCUAUUUCCACUUUAGUUUCCAUUUCUAUAUUUUUCUGGAGAGAGGGUAACUUUUCAUAUAUUUCUAAUAUAACAACAAUAUCGACAGAAAUUGUUUUGCCAAAUGAUAUAUUCUUUUGGGAUUUGUUGAAACUUUCUCUGUUGCUUUUUUUUUUUUUGGUAAUGUUCAGUAUGUUGAAAAAAAUGUGUGUUCUCUGUUUUAAGCAUGAGAUUGUUUACUUGACUGACUUGUUUCUGAGGGAAGUAUGUUAAAAAUCUCGACUGGUCGCAGUGGCUCCCGCCUGUAAUCCCAGCACUUUGGGAGGCCGAGGCGGGCAGAUCACAAGGUCAGGAGAUCAAGACCAUCCUGGCUAGCAUGGUGAAACCCCGUCUCUACUGAAAAUACAAAAAAAAUUAAACGCACCUGUGGUCCCAGCUACUCGGGAGGCUGAGGCAGGAGAAUGGCGUGAACCCGGGAGGCGGAGCUUGCAGUGAGCCGAGAUGGCGCCACUGCUCUCCAGCCUGGGCAACAGAGCGAGACUCCGUUUUAAAAAAAAAGAAAUCUCAUUCCAGAGGAGGAUUUACCAGUUCCUCUUUGGUAGAUCCAUACCUGUUUGUAAUUAUUACAGCUUUUUGGUGGACUUUUGGUAAUAUGCAGUGUUUUAUUUUUAUUUUUUUUUGAGACGGAGUCUUGCUCUGUCACCCAGGCUGGAGUGCAGUGGCGCAAUCUCGGCUCACUGCAAGCUCCGCCUGCCGGGUUCACGCCAUUCUCCUGCCUCAGCCUCUCCGAGUAGCUGGGACUACAGGCGCCCGCCACCACGCCCGGCUAAUUUUUUUGUAUUUUUAGUAGAGACGGGGUUUCACCAUGGUCUCGAUCUCCUGACCUCGUGAUCCGCCCGCCUCGACCUCCCAAAGUGCUGGGGUUACAAGCGUGAGCCACCGCGCCCGACCUUUUAUUUUUAUUUUUAUUUUUUUUCGAGACAGAGUCUCACUCUGUUGCCCAGGCUGGAGUGCAGUGGCGUGAUCUUGGCUCACUGCAAGCUCCACCUCCUGGGUUCACACUAUUCUCCUGCCUCAGCCUCCCGAGUAGCUGGGACUACAGGCGCCCACCACCACGCCCGGCUAAUUUUUUUUGUAUUUUCGGUAGACACGGGGUUUCACCGUUAGCCAGGAUGGUCUUGAUCUCCUGACCUCGUGAUCUGCCCGCCUUGGCCACCCGAAGUGUUGGGAUUACAGGCGUGAGCCACCGCGCCCGGCCAGUAAUAUGCAGUGUUUUUUUUAUUCCUAUUAGUGAUUUUCGCUUUCUUUGCUUUGCUUUUCUUUUUUUUUUUUUUUUGGAGGUGAAGUCUUGCUCUUGUCCCCCAGGCUGGAGUGCAAUGGCAUGAUCUCAGCUCACUGCAACCUCCGCCUCCCAGGUUCAAGCGAUUCUCCUGCCUCAGCCUCCCAAGUAGCUGGGAUUACAGGCAUGAAUCACCAUGCCCAGCUAAUUUUUAUAUUUUAAUAGAGACGGGGUUUCACCAUGUUGGCCAGGCUGGUCUCGACCUCCUGACCUCAGGUGAUCCACCCGCCUCAGCCUCCCAAAGUGCUGGGAUUACAGGCGUGAACCACCGCACCUGGCCGGUUCUGUUCUCUCUUGACUGUGGUGCUGGUUCCAUGGGCUUGUGCAAUUCGUGAUGGUCCAUUGAACUGUGUACUCAGGACUUGUCAACUUUUAUAAUUAAAAUAUGCUUAAAUAAAAAGCUUUAAAGAUACAUAAAAGGUAUAUAAUUACCACAGCUUUAUUUUAACAAGUGUUUGAUCUAAUAUUUACUAGUACUUAGCCUUUCUGUGUUAUUUUAUUUUAGGCCAAAUAGUGGCAUCAUAUGUAUCUAACCCGAGAGUCUCAUGCUUCUGGUAGCACCUGAGUGACCAGCUCCUGCUCACUGCCCUCAGAAAGCCCAACCCUCAGGCAAUGGCGGCCUUGUUCCUGUCUGCCCCACCCCAGGCCGAGGUGACCUUCGAGGACGUGGCUGUGUUCCUUUCCCGGGAGGAAUGGGGCCGCCUGGGCCCUGCUCAGAGGGGCCUCUACAGGGACGUGAUGCUGGAGACCUACGGGAACCUAGUCUCACUGGGAGUAGGACCUGCAGGCCCCAAGCCUGGAGUGAUCUCGCAGUUGGAGCAAGGGGAUGAGCCCUGGGUCCUGGAUGUUCAGGGCACCUCUGGGAAAGAGCACCUGAGAGUCAACAGCCCAGCUCUUGGGACCAGAACUGAGUACAAGGAGUUGACUUCACAGGAGACAUUUGGUGAGGAAGAUCCCCAGGGAUCUGAGCCAGUAGAAGCCUGUGACCACAUCAGGAAGUCUGAGGGGAGCCUGGAAAAGCUAGUGGAGCAGAGAGGCCCCAGGGCAGUCACACUGACCAACGGGGAGAGCAGCAGGGAGUCUGGGGGAAGCCUCAGGUUGCUGUCAAGACCUGUUCCCGAUCAGAGACCUCACAAAUGUGAUAUAUGUGAGCAAAGUUUUGAACAGAGAUCAUAUCUCAACAACCAUAAGCGUGUACACAGGUCAAAAAAAACAAAUACAGUUUGUGACUCUGGGGAAAUCUUCAGUGCAAACUUAGUUGUUAAAGAAGAUGAGAAAAUUCCUACUGGGAAAAAAUUGCAUCAUUGCAGUUACUGUGGGAAAACAUUCAGGUACAGUGCCAACCUUGUCAAGCAUCAGCGGCUUCACACUGAAGAGAAGCCCUACAAAUGUGACGAGUGUGGGAAAGCCUUCAGCCAGAGCUGCGAGUUCAUCAAUCACCGAAGGAUGCACUCAGGAGAGAUUCCCUACCGGUGUGACGAGUGCGGGAAGACAUUCACGCGAAGGCCCAACCUCAUGAAGCACCAGAGGAUUCACACUGGGGAGAAACCCUACAAAUGUGGGGAGUGUGGGAAACACUUUAGCGCCUACUCUUCCCUGAUUUAUCACCAGAGAAUCCACACUGGAGAGAAACCCUAUAAAUGUAAUGACUGUGGGAAAGCCUUCAGUGAUGGCUCCAUCCUCAUCCGACAUCGUCGGACUCACACUGGAGAGAAGCCAUUUGAGUGCAAGGAAUGUGGCAAAGGCUUUACCCAAAGUUCUAACCUUAUCCAACAUCAGAGAAUUCACACUGGAGAGAAACCCUAUAAAUGUAAUGAAUGUGAGAAAGCUUUCAUUCAAAAAACCAAACUUGUAGAACAUCAGAGAAGCCACACUGGAGAGAAGCCCUAUGAAUGCAAUGACUGUGGCAAGGUUUUCAGCCAGAGCACACACCUCAUCCAACAUCAGAGAAUCCACACAGGAGAAAAGCCCUAUAAGUGCAGCGAGUGCGGGAAGGCCUUCCACAACAGUUCCAGACUCAUUCACCACCAGAGGUUGCACCACGGAGAGAAACCCUACAAAUGCAGUGAUUGCAAGAAAGCCUUCAGCCAGAGCACUUACUUGAUUCAGCACCGGAGGAUCCACACCGGGGAGAAGCCCUACAAGUGCAGUGAGUGUGGGAAGGCCUUCCGGCACAGUUCCAACAUGUGUCAGCAUCAGCGGAUUCACCUCCGGGAGGACUUUUCCGUGUAACAGUGGAGCAGUGUCUGAGGGCAGAGUCCAGCUGAGCACUUCCUGCAUGUGCCCCCGGCACCUGACUGCCCUUUAUUUAUUAUCCACACGAUGUUUUCACAGAGUGAAAGGACAUUUCUCAUUAAACAAACCUCUUUUCUUAAAUCAAAA